UGAAGAGGUUGGGGACUGUUGAGUUGGUGAGAGUAACUCGGAGUGGAUUAGUGAUGAUUUAUUGCCCUCUGGACCACAUGAUUAGGGACAAGAAAUGUGACUUGCUUUGCUCUCUGGAGCAGGGCGCCAUUGAAAGGAGUAACAACGAGGGUGGUAUUAUGUGUUGAGGAGGAUCAGAAUAAAUGGAAGAUUCCCGGUGUCUGUGAUGCCUGCCGUUUGGUGUGACACAGAUCCGUUGGAGAGGGUGGGGAAACGGAGAAGACAAUGUCUGUCCUGCUGAGUUUUGAUGUAGAGUCUUUGCCGGACAAGGUCAAGAGCAGGAAGCUGUGCAGCGCAUGCAGACCAGAGCUCUGGAGAGAAACAUGAGGUUGAACCAAUGAGGGGCCUUCUUUGUUCUGGACAGGGUGUUUGGAAACCGAAGGCUCUAUUUUUGACCUUCCUCUUUUUAAUUUCCUCACCGAUCGCCUUGAGCAGGGAAAGGCAGUGCCUCUUCAUAAGCGGCAGACAAAAGUAUUUGGUCAAGUCUUUUACUCGAACUCAUUCUCCUCUUCCUGUGGCAGACCAGCAUGGCCAAAUAGGACACAUUAGGCCAAGGUCACAAUCCAGCAAACACCCUCUUUCCUUUAUAAACUCUGGUAUCAACUAAUUAUUCUUCAUGUUUGUUACAUGUAUAACUUGUCAGUAAUUUUAAGUGUACCUUCCCUCUGGCUGGAACAACAGGGAGAUUCCUGAUAUAUUUGCUGAAUGUGUCUGGUGCUUACCCUCGACUCCAGAAUCACUGACGAAGUAUAUUCACGGAGCAGUGGUGCCAACACAUCAACACUGGACUGCCUUUUACCCAGGGCACUGGCUCAAACAGUCCAGUCAUGCUCUUCAAGAGGAAGUUGUGCCUGUUUGCUCUGUUUGGUGGGAUUCUCUUUGUCAUGAUUGCCACCCACACCAUUCAGAAGAACAACAUCCUGUCUAUGACUUUGAUGGAGACCCAUGCCACCUCCAGGACUGUGCAAGUUCACGCUGUUAACCGAACAUGGGCUCCACCGAGUGCCACUGUGCCCAGCCCGGACAGGAUAUGUGGGUGUCCGUCCUGCAUAGCGGACAUGGAGGUCUCGGAGUGGUUCGCUCAGCACUAUGACCCCCAGCAGCAGCCCUUUCUCACAGACGGAGACAACAACAUGGACCCCCUGGCCCUGAAGUGGUGGCUGGCUUUGCAGCGGUCCACCGAUGAGCGAACGAUAUACGAGGUGGUCCAGAAGAUGUUCCAGGUCAUCGCUCCCCCUGCCGUGGAUGUCCAACCCAAACAAGCUCAGUGCAGGAAGUGUGCAGUGGUGGGGAACUCAGGAAACCUGCUCGGCUCUCAAUACGGCUCCUUGAUAGACUCACAUAACAGUGUCAUAAGGAUGAAUAAAGCCACCACAGCAGGGUUUGAAGCCGACGUGGGCAACAGAACGACGCACCACUUCAUGUACCCUGAGAGUGCAGUGGACAUCGCCCCUGGGGUCCACCUCGUUCUGCUGCCCUUUAAACUCCGCGAUCUACAGUGGGUGGCCAGUGCCCUUUCGACAGGAGAGAUCAAAGCGACAUACAUGAGGGUGAAAGGUCGAGUACAGGCUGACAAGAACAGGGUUAUAGUGGUGAAUCCAGCGUUCUUUAAGUACACCCACGACCGGUGGACAGAGCGCCAUGGCAGAUACCCUUCCACGGGCAUGCUGGCCGUUAUAUUUUCCCUUCACAUCUGCGAUGAGGUGUCUGUGUUUGGCUAUGGAGCUGACCAACAGGGGAACUGGCACCACUACUGGGAGGACAACAAGUAUGCUGGUGCGUUUAGGAAAACUGGGGUGCACAAUGCUGAUUUUGAGACGGAGGUUAUCCAAAAGCUGGACACAGAGGGCAAAAUUAAGCUGCACAAGAGAUGAGAAUGAGCAAGGGUGGUGUGUACAGGAUGAAGCCAUUAGUGUUGGGCGUGGUGGUCAGAGACCGUCGAAGAGGGACAUGAAACCUGUGAUGCUCCCUGGUCACUGAAACUAGCACUGUGAGCUACACAUACAACCAAAACCACAAACAGAAGUCCUCAGACCAAAACAAGAACUUGAAUCAUGUCAUUUGAGCAUGCGCUGCAUGUCAACAGCAUUAUAAAUGUCUGAAAAAAAACAACAUUUUAACAGGGACGGAAAACCUCCACACAUGCACGUUUUAGACGGAUCAUGAAAACGAACACAGUAUGCGGAGCGGCUUACGCUGAGCCAGCUUAUUUCGUUUCUUCCCUGUUCUGUACCGAACUAACAUUAUACUGAAGAACCCUUCAAGAACCUGAGAGCCUUUGACUGAAGGGGUAAACCACAGAAUCCGCAUUAAGGACAGAAGCCCUGUGUUGCAAGGGUGUAAAAACCACAUCUGCGUGUAUUUUUCUUCUUUGUGAGGAUGGAUUAGGGCACAGUUGGACUCAAAUUAAUUCAAGAAUUUAUACUGCAUUGGAACUAUAAGGAUUGGUUUAAUGUCUCUGUAGAAACAGUUUUGAGCUGCCAUAGUAGUCAAUUAAACCAUAUUAAUGUACAGCUUUCACACCCAAUUAUGUUGCCUAUUAUUAUGUUGCUCUUAACUUGAUCUAAUAACGUAGAUGAUGGAAAUUUCACUUGUGUUGCCAUCCCAAGGAAUACAAAUUUUGAAUGCUGUGUAAGGAGGGAACACACGAUGUGGUCAUUAACAGUCUGCUUAAUGUUGCAUUAUGAUACCACAUUCUUGUUUUGGGGGGGGCUAGCCAGAUGUCUUUGAUUAAUUUCUAAAAAAAAGAAUGAACGGUUUAAUUAGAGAGAUUCCAGUGAUGUGCCUUCUGAGCCAGUUUAACAGGGAGUUUUGAUAUAACUUUUUUUAUAUGGAUGUGUGAACCUUUGUGUCAAUUCGCUGUUAUUCGCUGUUAUCCGAGUUUGAUCUAUGACCACUGGUAGACAGUUGUGACCCGAUGAGUAAAAAUGAAGACCUUCAAUUAAAACCAGAAACGAUCAAUGCAACUUUAAUAUCAUCAUUCACGAAACAUUAAGUUUUAAAUAAAAUCUCAAAGCCAUUUAGGAUUUUUUAAAUAAAAGUAAAUUGGUACCCAAUACAGUACUUUUAAUAAAACCAUACCUUUUGUAUUUGUGACUAUGUGUGUGAUUGACUAUGAUCAAGCUGUGGUGUCUUUAAAAAUUAAAUAAAAGCUGAACAAUCACCA
Molecule: messenger RNA, 3205 nt
Organism: Salmo salar (Atlantic salmon)
Lineage: Eukaryota; Metazoa; Chordata; Actinopteri; Salmoniformes; Salmonidae
Product: CMP-N-acetylneuraminate-beta-galactosamide-alpha-2,3-sialyltransferase 2
Biological process (GO): sialylation
Cellular component (GO): membrane
Molecular function (GO): beta-galactoside (CMP) alpha-2,3-sialyltransferase activity
Source: RefSeq, a predicted model, not a curated record